Molecule: messenger RNA, 1165 nt
Organism: Chelonoidis abingdonii (Abingdon island giant tortoise)
Lineage: Eukaryota; Metazoa; Chordata; Testudines; Testudinidae
Gene: TXN2
Product: thioredoxin 2
Biological process (GO): cell redox homeostasis
Cellular component (GO): mitochondrion
Molecular function (GO): protein-disulfide reductase activity
Source: RefSeq, a predicted model, not a curated record
CCAAUACGGUUUUUAGGGUCGCCCUCCGCCACCCCAGCCAAUCAGCUUCCGGGCAGCGCGACUGACUCCGGUAGCGUUUGCGUCACCUCAGCCGUCGGGAAGAUGGCGCAGAGGCUCGCGCUGAGGAGGUUUCUAUCCAUCUCCCCCCAAAAGCUCUCUGUGCUGCCUGUGUCGAUCCUCUCCAAGGUGUUGGCAGUACCAUGCUACCCUAGAUCACUUGUUCCUCUUACCCAGAUCACUGUGCCUGCUUCCGUUAGGACGUUUUCUACCACACCUGUCUACAGGGCCACCUUUAACAUCCAGGAUGGGUCUGACUUCCAGGACAGAGUUGUAAACAGCCAGAAGCCAGUGGUGGUAGAUUUUCAUGCACAGUGGUGCGGCCCCUGCAAGAUCUUGGGCCCCAGGUUAGAGAAGAUGGUGGCCAAGCAGCAUGGGAAGGUACUGAUGGCAAAAGUGGACAUUGAUGAUCACACAGACCUGGCCAUUGAAUAUGAGGUCUCAGCUGUGCCGACUGUGCUGGCUAUGAAGAACGGAGAUGUUGUGGAUAAGUUUGUGGGGAUAAAGGAUGAGGAUCAGCUGGAGGCCUUCCUUAAGAAACUCAUUGGAGCCUGAACAAGAGAAACCUGCACCCAGGCCUCUGGAUUUGGUCGUGUUGCGUGCUCUCUUGCCAGGGGAGGCGUGAAGCAAAACUGAACUGCCUUGUAGAACCUGUCCCCUUUUUGUGUGUGGGUGUGUCCCACCUUCUCCUGGGCAGCAGUAGUUCUGAGCAGUUCUGAGGGAUGGUAAGAAGUAAGGCCGCUCAUCCUCAAAGUGGGUGGGAGAAGCUGGAACUGGGCUUCCAUCUGUCUGCAAAGAACUGGCAGUGGGAAAAGCGGGAUGGCUGCUGAAUUAGAGGUGUGUUUAUCAGUGUCUGUCCUAUCCAGACCCAGAGCAGUGGGUGCAGGAUGUGGACAUUUAUUUGCUCUGGGUGGGUUUGUUAAAAUCGGGGAUUGCUCUGCUUCAUCCAUGAUACCUGCAUCCUUGUCCUCAUGUUGCUGGGACAAAUAUGAAUCCUCUGUGGCUCUUUGAGCCUAUGCCACACUCUCUCCUGCUGCUGAUUUAUGAAGAGAAACAUUUUUGGGGGGUCGGGUUUGUAUGUCUGUAAUAAAGAGAACUUUAUUAAUCA